Messenger RNA from Salmo salar (Atlantic salmon), 2089 nucleotides. RefSeq names its product 26S proteasome non-ATPase regulatory subunit 4. The record is from RefSeq and is a predicted model, not a curated record. Gene Ontology annotation, molecular function: polyubiquitin modification-dependent protein binding. NCBI's taxonomy places the organism in Eukaryota, Metazoa, Chordata, Actinopteri, Salmoniformes, Salmonidae. Gene Ontology annotation, biological process: proteasome-mediated ubiquitin-dependent protein catabolic process. Gene Ontology annotation, cellular component: nucleus; proteasome regulatory particle, base subcomplex; cytosol.
AAGGCGUUACGAUUGUGCGGGCUCUUCAUUUUAUGUCUUUGAAAUGUGGUGCUAUCAGCCAAUCACAUUUCCUGUUAACCUCUUCUGUCCAAUAGCCAAGCAACGUUCUUACAUUUUCGUCAGAGACCAGAAAGUUUUCGAAAUGGGUCUCGAAAGUACUAUGGUCUGUGUGGACAAUAGUGAGUAUAUGCGCAAUGGCGACUUCCUGCCCACUAGACUACAAGCCCAGCAAGAUGCUGUCAAUAUCGUCUGUCACUCCAAAACUCGGGCAAACCCAGAGAACAAUGUCGGCCUCAUCUCGAUGGCUAAGCUUGACUGCAGUAACUGUGAGGUUUUGACCACACUGACCCCGGAUGCGGGCCGCAUCCUGUCCAAACUGCACGCUAUCCAGCCCAAAGGCAAGAUCUGCUUCUGCACUGGCAUCCGGGUGGCCCAUCUGGCCCUAAAGCACAGACAAGGGAAGAACCACAAGAUGAGGAUCAUUGCCUUUAUAGGAAGCCCUGUGGAGGACAAUGACAAGGAUCUUGUAAAAAUGGCCAAGCGCUUGAAGAAAGAGAAGGUCAAUGUGGAUAUUAUAAAUUUUGGGGAAGCGGGUAUGGUAGUAGGUGCCAGGUGCACCGGUUUGUGCCAAGAACUGCAACGCUGCUGGGUUUUUCACGCUCAACAGUUUCCUGUGUGUUUCAAGAAUGGUCCACCACUCAGAGGACAUCCAGCCAACUUGACACAACUGUGGGAUUCAUUGGCGUCAACGUGGGAGUUCAACACAGAGAAGCUGACCGCCUUCAUCAACACUCUGAACGGGAAGGAGGGGAUGGGCUCCCGCCUGGUGACUGUACCCCCAGGGCCCAGCCUGGCUGACGCCCUGCUCUCUUCCCCUAUCCUGGCUGGAGAGGGAGGCUCCAUGAUGGGCCUAGGCGCCAGCCACUUUGACUUUGGCGUGGACCCCAGCGCUGACCCCGAGCUUGCUCUGGCUCUGCGUGUGUCCAUGGAGGAGCAGAGACAGAGGCAGGAGGAGGAGGCUCGCCGGGUGGCUGUUGCUUCUGCAGCCGAUGUCACCACAGUGUACGAAUCUGAGGAGGCCCUGCUAAAGAUGUCGGUGACUCAGCCUGAGACUGGUGGAGCUGCAGUACUGCCUGACUGCAGCAAUAUGACCGAGGAGGAGCAGAUUGCAUACGCCAUGCAGAUUUCCCUGGCUGGAGAAGAGUAUGGAGAUGUGAUGGCUAUGGACACAGGUGCCCCCAUGGACACUGAGAAUGCCAAGGAGGACGAUGACUAUGAUGUAAUGCAGGACCCAGAGUACCUCCAGAGCGUUCUGGAGAACUUGCCAGGCGUCGACCCUAACAAUGAGGCCAUCCGAAACGCCAUGGGCUCCCUGGCCUCUCAGACAGGCCCACCCAAGCCUGACAGCAAAAAGGACGAGGAGAAGAAGAAAUGAGGAAUGGGGACAGACAGAUUGACGACACCCAUGUGGUUGCGUACGAAAUGGCACCCUUUUCCCUAAAUAGUGCACUACUUUUGACAGCGCACUGGUCUAAAGUAGUGCACUAUAAGGAAUAGGGUGCCAUUUCAGAUGAAACCAUGGACAACCAGACAAAGACAGGGUAGUUGACACUGACAGACUAAUGCAGGGUUACAUACAGGAACACAGUUGGACGGACACUAAUGCAUGAUAUGACUUACUGAUGACGGACUGUCGACAAUAUCCACAAGCACACACACAUAGACCAGACAACAGUAAGACCAAACUGGGAUGCCACCAGUCUUUACUGCCAUUCAAUUGGAUAUGAUCUUCUUAUCUGCAUAUAAUCUCAGUGUAAUAGACAUCAUUUCUGGUUUCUCACUGAUUUACCCUGUCUUAACUGACUUACUCGCUAAGUGGCAUUUAAUGACAGGUCCCCAAGCUUGUAAACUAAACAGUAUCCUUUUUUCAUUUCUUUUUUUUCUUUCUGUUGCAAUAAAAAAGAUGGAUGAAGGUUGUUGGUAUGAAUGUUUUCUUUUAUGACCCUCUCAACUCCAUAUAGCUAGAACAGGAACGUUUUAUAAGAGAACAUGUUUCCCAUGCCAAUAAAGCCCUUACAUUGAAAUUGAA